AUGCGUUACUCCUUCGCUCUUGUUCCCCUGGCCAACGCCAUCGGCGCUCUCGCGGCCGCCGACUCAUGGGUUUUUGGUAACACGGGAUUCUAUCUUGGCCCCCCCUCCGGAAGCGCGGAGAUUGUGAAAGCUACCUACUCGAUCACGCCUCCUGCUGUUCCUUCUGGUUACACCGUCUCUGACAGCAAUGAUGAGGUCUGGGUCUCCGUCUGGGUUGGAGCUUCCGCAAGUGCCGGCAGCGAUGACUACAACCUGUACCAACCUCUUUUCAACUGGUCCCCCGACCAGGAAUCUCAGGGUUGCUCUGCCAGUGUUGAUGAGUGGUGUGUUGCCGCCAGUACCUUCACUCCUGACGGCCAACUUGGCCAGGAGUACAUCACUGUUCCCAAGGACACUGCGGUCGAUUUCGAGAUCGCCGUUGCCAACAACAAGGUCACUCAGACCGUCAACAUGAAUGGAAAGGAAAUCUCCAAGGAGACUGAUGCUCUUGACUCGCCCUUGAAGUACAUCAUGUCUACUGACGAGUGCUACACCGGCUCUGGUAGCUGUGGUACCGUCAACACCUGGUACGUCAAGAACUUGACCAUUACUUUGAACAAGGCCGAUACCAAGUUCGGUGAGACUUUCACUGCCGGUGGCUUGACUUCCUCCGACAACGGCAUCACCUGGACUGCCGACUCGGUCGAUGUCCAAAAGGUUAACUACGCCGACUCUGCCGAUAUUUCAUAG
This is a messenger RNA of Penicillium brevicompactum, 729 nucleotides long. RefSeq lists its product as uncharacterized. The record is from RefSeq and is a predicted model, not a curated record. NCBI's taxonomy places the organism in Eukaryota, Fungi, Ascomycota, Eurotiomycetes, Eurotiales, Aspergillaceae. The transcript is spliced from 6 exons. Bases 1 to 729 code for a protein of 242 amino acids.